Molecule: messenger RNA, 3057 nt
Organism: Necator americanus (New World hookworm)
Lineage: Eukaryota; Metazoa; Nematoda; Chromadorea; Rhabditida; Ancylostomatidae
Exons: 26
Coding region: 1-3057 (1018 amino acids)
Biological process (GO): peptide catabolic process; proteolysis
Cellular component (GO): cytoplasm
Molecular function (GO): metalloaminopeptidase activity; zinc ion binding; peptide binding
Source: RefSeq, a predicted model, not a curated record
AUGGAAAGUGGCAGUAAGAGCAGAAGCUAUUCGCUAUCUCCACCUUCAGAACAGUGGCGAAAAGAAGAACGAAAUAAACGUGGAUUUUUUUGUACCCCUGCUCUAUUGAUGAUUAGUGCAGUAGUCAUUGUUGUUUUUCUUAUAAUCUCCUGCGUUUCAACUUACUGGAUUACUCGAGCACAACUGUCUGAGAUUAAAGAUAAUGGUCAAAGCAGUGGAAAUUUGCAAAAGCCGACUUUUAUCACUAUGGGAGACUUACGACUUCCGAAAAAGCUGAAACCAGCAUCGUACACUCUGAUUAUGAAAAUUUACCUACCUUUCUAUGUCGACUUUCCAAGCGAAAAAAAAUUAACUACUGAUGGAGAGGUAGUUAUUGACAUGGUCGUUUUGGAGCCAACCAAUUCAAUAACUUUAAAUAUGAAGGAUACUCAUAUAUUAUCAGACAAAUGCGAAGCACAGUUGAGUGACGAGCAGAGAGUUGGUAUCACAAGCAUAGCAGUCUUAGAUCGUCUUGAAAAAGUUAUCUUCAUUUUAGAUAGAACACUGCGUGUUGGUGAAAAUGUUAAGCUCAGGGUAACCUUCACUGGCGCAAUAAACGACGGGCUCUUUGGACUGUACAGAAGCGCCUACAAAGAUUCGAAAGGAAAUGUAAAAAUCGCUGCGGUAACGCAGAUGGCGCCAGCAAAUGCGCGACGAAUGGUACCUUGUUUCGAUGAACCGGAAUACAAGGCAACGUGGAAUGUGACUAUUAUUCAUCCAAUUGGAACAAGAGCAAUUGCCAACAGUUUCGAAAUCAGCGAAACUACAGAGCCAGAUGGGAAUUGGAAAGUAUCGAAAUUUCAACGCACACCUGUUAUGUCUCCGUAUCUCCUUGCUAUAUUUGUAUCAGAAUUUGAUUUCGACGAAUCCUACACAAAAAGAGGCGUGAGGUUCCGCGUAUGGUCAGCUCCUGAUACCAAAGAGAGGAGAAUGUAUGGAUUAAAGACAGCAAUCGCUCACAUGGAAACUCUUGAAAAAUAUUUUGCCAUUGAGGAUGUCGUCAUGAAACAAGAUUUGGUUGCACUAGAACGUUUUGUGGUAGGUGCGAUGGAAAACUGGGGUUUAAUAACGUUCAGGGAAUUUUCGUUAUUGCCUCCAUUUUCUAUUCAUACGGAAAAUUUACUACAAAGGAAAAUUAUAGCUCAUGAGCUAGCUCAUCAAUGGUUUGGUAAUUUGGUCACCAUGAACUGGUGGGAUGAGUUAUGGCUCAAAGAAGGUUUCGCUAGUUACUUUGAAAACAUAGAACUGAAUGAGAACAGGGACAUGCGAAUUAGCAAAACCGAGCACGUUACCAGUUUUAAUUCUCCAAUGAAGAAAGAUUCCCUUGCUGCAAGUCGUCCACUUUCGUCUAUUAUAGACAUACCAUUGGAGAUAUACGGGUCAUAUGAUAGCUUAUCUUAUUCUAAAGGAGGCAUUAUCAUUGCCAUGAUCCGUGACGUUGUCGGGGAGCAAAACUUCAGGAAAGCAUUGAUUCACUACCUCAAAAAAUUCUCCUUCGAAAACACACGCGGCGAUGAUCUCUGGGAGGCUUUCGACGAAGUUGUCGAAGGAGCUGAAGGUCCCGACGGAGGAAAACUGAGUAUGGUUGAUUUCGGACCUCAGUGGUCAAAACAGAUGGGUUUUCCACUUGUAACUGUCGAGCAUUUUAACUCUACAACGCUGAGGAUAAGGCAGGAAAGAUACAUGAAAGUCCCUCAUGCAACUGAACUACGGAAGUAUAGAAAUUCAAAAUACGGGUACAAAUGGGAUGUUCCUCUAUGGUAUCAGUGGGAUGACAAACAAGUAUACUACAAGUGGUUAAAAAGAGAAGAGCCGUUGUAUUUGGAUCGCAAAGAUGCCCCCAUUGUCAUAAAUGUGGACAGACGCGGAUAUUUCGUUCAAAACUAUGAUUCUGAUGGUUGGAAGCGCAUUAUAAGACAGUUCGAUGAAAACCAUAGGGUUUACAGCUCACACACAAGAUAUACAGUUAUCAGCGACGCCUUCAAUGCUGCUUUAAUUGGUCGGCUAGACUAUAAAACUGUAUUCGCACUGUUGAAAUAUUUAUCUAAAGAAGAGAAUGAUUUGGUGUGGGAAGCGGUAACACGAGGGCUCGAUUCUAUAAAACAUUUCUUUGGUGACAAGAGCGGAGAAAGCGGAAGAAAGUGGGCUGACCUUUACUCCAACAAGAUAAUGGAAAGAAGGUACACGAGUGUGUACUCUGAGUAUAUAAGCGGUGAAUUCGAAACACAUCGAAAUGGUAGUAGACCACUGUACCAAGCUGUAGGAUACGGGAAAAAGAAGCAUGACAAGAGUAUCUCUGAAAUGUCGAGAUACUCAUCUUCUUUAAGACUAAAAUUUGCGACGUCCGUGAUUGAGUCGUACUGUGAGGCUGGAUCAAAUAACUGUUCAUCGACUUUUCAAUCACUUUUUGAAAAAGAAGUUCUUGAACGGUGCAGCAAAGGCAAAAAAGCUAGCCAAUGUGUCAGGAUUCCGAGGCAUCUUAGAAAGUGCACCUACUGCUAUGGAGUGAAGCGGAUAGGUAGUGCUGCGAUAGAGAAGGUAAAGGUCUUAUACAACAGCGAAGACAAUGAGGAGGAAAAAGAUAAUCUUGCAAAGGGUUUGACAUGCGCGAACGAAAUUCAGGAGUUGAAGGCUUUGCUACGACGAACGAUUAACGAGACCGCAAUAGAACAGAUUGGUUUCGUAUUUGCGGGAGUGGCAUACAAUCCGAUUUCGCAGGAAUUUUUAACCAACUUCCUGAUCGAGAACUGGGAAGCAAUUUAUGAGAGGUUAGGACAUCAAGAUUAUCAUAUGCAGCUGUCAACAGUAAUUGGAGCAUGUCUCAGUGUCAUGCAUUCGAACGCGGAGAUAAUGCUAGUGAAACACUUUCAAGAAAUCAAUCCCAAUGCACAACAAUUCAGCAUCAUAAAUGAAAAGAUCGAAGAAGCACAACAUAGGAUAGCGUGGCUCAAAAAACACUCAAAAACGCUUACCGAAUUUUUUAAGUCUGAACUUGGUCAGACGGAGACAUUUUCUUGA